Papilio polytes (common Mormon) is the source of this 2383-nucleotide messenger RNA. RefSeq names its product solute carrier family 22 member 7-like. Gene Ontology annotation, biological process: transmembrane transport. Gene Ontology annotation, cellular component: membrane. The transcript is spliced from 12 exons. The record is from RefSeq and is a predicted model, not a curated record. The coding region runs from base 536 to 2239 and encodes 567 amino acids. Lineage: Eukaryota; Metazoa; Arthropoda; Insecta; Lepidoptera; Papilionidae. Gene Ontology annotation, molecular function: transmembrane transporter activity.
CGUGUAACACCUGUCUUCAUUUCAAAGGCAACGUGUUUCCUAAAAUAUUUCGCCUGUCGAAUUAACCACGGUCAUGACAAUUGUUUGGUUACGGUGAUUUUGACAGCUCGAAAGCAAUUAGCAUGUAGUCAAGCUUUGUCUACAAACAUCACUGCUUAUUCACUUUGCUUUGUUUUUGAGUAUAAUGCGAAAGGAACGAAGCACGUUUCAUAACUACUUGAGCCUUUCUAUGUAUGUUUUUGUACGUAUAGGUAUAUACAUAUGCGUAACAAAAUUAAUUACUCAUAAAUCAAAAUAAUGUUUCUAUCUACCGUUUGAUAAUGUUUUUUUCCGCACGUAACCAAUAUUCGAAUAGUUUAGAUAGGACAAUGUUACCUAUUGUUUUUUUUAUCAGGAAAACAAGGUAAAUACGUCGACAACUUCGAUCCUGCAUGCUUUCGAUAUCAGUCCUCAAGAAGUAAUGGACGUGUGUAAGGUCGGACUGUAAUAUAAAUAUUGUUUUUUUUUAUUGUUUUUUUGUGGAAGUUGAUUCAAGAUGGGAUUAGAUGAACAAGAAUCCAUUAGAAUGGAGGAAAAAGAACAAAUGAAGAAGAAGAAUACAGGAGACAGCGAUGCGUUGGAGAACGUGCUGUACCACGUCGGUGGUAUGGGUCUCUACCAGAGGCUGCUGUUCCUCUCGAUGCUGCCAGUCGGUAUCUUUUUCGCUUUCAUCUACUUCGGGCAGAUGUUUAUCACGGCCACGCCGCAGCAGCACUGGUGCCAUGUGCCGGAGUUGGCGCACUUGGAUUUGGAGACCAGACGCAAUCUGUCAGUGCCGCGCGUUGGUGAUGGAUGGGCGCAGUGCGCGGUGUACGCGGCCAACUGGAGCCGCGUGCUGGACGCCAUGCAACCGCCGGAGCCCGACACACCCACGAUACCCUGCAAGUACGGCUGGGACUUCCAACUGGGAGAUAUUCCUUAUCACACUGUCGUCAGUGAGCGGGGAUGGGUGUGCGAGUACUCCGGCUACGCUCCUCUUGCACAAACCAUAUAUUUCGUGGGCUCUCUAGUGGGAGGAUUAUUCUUCGGUUGGAUGGCCGACCGCUUCGGGAGAGUGCCUGCGUUGGUUGGUACUCAUUUAGUAGCAUGCGUGGGCGGAUUGGGGACGAUUUACACGACUGGCGUUUGGGACUUCAUCUUCUGUAGAUUCCUCGUGGGAAUGGCUUUUGACAACAACUUCAUGAUGUUGUAUAUACUUGUAUUAGAAUACGUUGGGCCUCGUCACAGGACGUGGGUGGCGAGCAUGGCAACGGCCCUAUUCUUCGGCGGCGGCUGCCUCUUGCUGCCCUGGAUCGCCUAUUUUAUAUCGGACUGGCGCAAGUUCCUAUGGGCAACCUCCUUGCCGAUGGCUGUCUGCGUGUUUGUGCCUUUUGUCAUUCCUGAGAGCGCAAGGUGGCUUGCAUCGCGAGGAAAAGUCGAUCAAGCAGUUAAGAUCCUGAAGAGAAUUGAGAAGAUCAACGGAACGAAGGUCCCUGAAGAUGUUAUGGAUGAAUUUCGUAUGUCCUCAAGACAUACACGACAGUCGAGGGAAUCACUGAUUGAUCUAUUCAGAAGUGGUCCUCUUCGCAACAUGAUUAUAUAUAUGGUGGUGAUCUAUAUGGCGUGUGCGAUGAUGUUUGACGGUCUCGUGCGCAUGUCCGAGGGUUUGGGCCUCGACUUCUUCAUCACCUUUACCCUCACCUCGGCCACAGAAAUACCCUCGGUGACUUUCGUCGCUAUAGUUCUAGACAGAUGGGGACGAAGGAAAUUAACAAUCGGCCCUAUUGUUACUGCUGGGGUAUUCACUUUAGUUGCAGCCUUUUUAUCCAAAGGCGUGCCGCAGGUGGCGCUGGCGAUCGCGUCUCGGUUCAUGAUCAAUAUAUCGUACACGGCGAUGGUGCAGUGGAGCGCCGAGCUGGUGCCGACUGGCGCGCGCGCCUCGGGCUCCGCACUCAUACACGUCAGCGGGUACAUCGCAACUAUGAUGUCACCGUUCAUAGUAUAUUCGGAGCGAGUUUGGAGCCCCCUACCACUAUUGAUUUUGGGCGGCACUGCGCUGGUGGCUAGUAGCUUCGCCUUCCUUCUGCCGGAGACGAUGGGCCGGCCCAUGCCGCAGACCAUGGAUGAAGGGGAGAGAUUCGUCCGGUCGCACACCGUGUGCGGAAAAGCUGAGAACAAAGAUGAUUAUAAGUACGAGAAAAGGGAUGCCUUCAUCACGUAGGUGAUACGCUGUGGGAAAUUGACGUCACACAUAUUCCAAGCUCACGAAAUCAUUGGAAAUCUGUAGUUCAAUUUAUAGAUAGCAUAUAGUAGUUACUGUGAUACUAAGUCAAUUUUCUAGAAUAAAUAUUUAUUAUAUUAACAA